This is a messenger RNA of Amborella trichopoda, 1805 nucleotides long. RefSeq names its product putative transcription factor At5g28040. Gene Ontology annotation, cellular component: nucleus. The record is from RefSeq and is a predicted model, not a curated record. NCBI's taxonomy places the organism in Eukaryota, Viridiplantae, Streptophyta, Magnoliopsida, Amborellales, Amborellaceae. Gene Ontology annotation, biological process: regulation of DNA-templated transcription.
UCUAUGACGACCGUUUGUUACUGAAAGCAGCAAACCCUAAGUCUCUCUCUCAUCUGAAAACCCCAAGCCAUUCCGUUUCUGUUUUUCUUCUCAAAACCCUAGUUUUUGCUUGUCUAUAUUCAGAAACCCUAAUUUUAUCUCCCUGAGUUUAUCUUCGAAACCCUAAUUAUAUUUCAAUGUUAAUUCACUUAUUUUCUUCUGGUAAGCGCUAACUCUCUAUCUUGGUUCUUCUUUCUCCUGCAAAACGGGUAUUCUUUUUCUUCUCUUGAAAACCCUAAUUUUCUUACUUCUCGUCCUGCAAAAUCCUAAUUUUAAUUUUCUUACUUCUCGUCCUGCAAAAUCCUAAUUUUAGUACUUCCCUCUUGCAAAAUCCUAAUUUUAGUACUUCCCGCUUGCAAACCCUAAUUGUGUUAACUCUGUUUCUGAAUACCCUAGUCCUCGUUCAGUUCUUUUUUCUGGAAUUAUGGCGCCACCUUCCUCUGAUGAAGAUCGUAAUCCAUCUGAGGAAGACCUGAAUCCGUCCAUUAAAACUAACCCCUCUUCCCCCAUGGUCUCUCCUUCUUGCUCCUCUUAUUCUGAUUCCCCACCCCCUCUUCCUCCUCCAUCUAUGCCACAAAACGGCUCUGAGAAACUUAUGACCCCUGAAGAAUUCUCUGCAUCAAAGAGGAAGAAGCGACGCAGAAAAAUCCCUGAAACCCCCGUUGAUUGCCAUGACAGUGAGCCAGAGAAAAAGCUCUUUGAUGAUUCCCGAAAGCUUUUUCAGCGACUUUGGACCGAUGAAGAUGAAAUAGGCCUCUUAAAUGGCUUCUAUGAAUAUUCUCAGAAAGGAACUGGUAGUUUUCAUGACCUAACUCCUUUUUAUGACCAGAUCAAAAGCUCUCUGCAACUUGAUUUCAACAAGAACCAGUUGGUUGAGAAAUUGCGGCGAUUGAAGAAGAAGUAUCGAAAUGUAGUGAACAAAAUGGGAGCAGGUAAAGACUUCUCAUUCAAGAGCCCUCAUGAUCAGGCUGCUUUCGAGAUUUCGAAGAAAAUUUGGAGUGGGGGUUUCAGGUCUGUCAAUAAUAAGAACCCCAGUAACCAUGAGGCUUAUGGUGUGGAUUCAAAAAAUUUGGAAAGUGUAGAAGAAGAAGAGAGGAGUGUUCCUGAUAAGAAGAAGCUGAAAAGACCUCGAACAGAGGAUCAAAGCGUGAGAGACCCAAAUGGGAUUCAGGCAAUUGUCGAAGACACAGUGAGAUGUUGCCUUUCUCCUUUAUUCAAGGAGAUGUUUCAGUGUGCAGUGAAUGUGCCUAUCCAUUCCCCUGGUUUUGGAUUAGGGUUUAAUUUGCCUCCAUUGAAUGGUGGGGGUUUGUUUGAUGGGCUGAAUCUGGGGGCACAGGUUGAUGAGAGGUGGAGGAAGCAGCAGAUUUUGGAGUUGGAGGUUUAUUCAAAGAGGAUUGAAUUGAUUCAGGAUCAAAUCAAGUCGACUUUAGAGACCCUCAAGUCUGCUGGUAAGUAGAAUUGUUUCAUGGGGUUCUUGGGUUUUGCAGGUCUUGGGGUUACUAGAUAUAUAGUUGAAUUUUUCUUAUUCUCUCUCUCUCGGUUUUUCCCUUCUGUUUGUUCUGUUACGAACCUUUAUUUGAAUAAUGUGAAAAAGCUUUUGCCAGGCUUUGUUGUCCCUUUUUGGCCCUCUUAAUUAGAGAGGAGGCGUGGAGGUUACUUUCAGCUUGUAAACAUCUUUUUUUUUGUUUCUCAAAAAAAUAUCCUUUCUUUUUUUUGUGAUCCCGUAAACUGAGCAUGUUAUUGAAGCGAUCCUGUUCAUCCGUUUA